AUGCCGCUUGGGGAGGUGAAAGAGGAGCCAGUGGAGAAAGAGAAGGAAGAGGAAGAAGAUGAAUUGGAAUCUGGAGACGGAAGCGAAUGCAGUAGUCCCCCUUCUCCCAAUCCUUCCCAACACAAACACAAUGGCCAUCUCAACUUCCUUCCGCUUCACCAAGCACCUAAACGAAAUAACUCCCUAUACGAGGGAGUGAAUGAUGGAAGCCUAUUCGGUCCCGAUUUAGAAGGACUGAAGAAGCGGAAAGUGCACAAGUGUGACUUCCACGGCUGUGAUAAGGUCUAUACAAAGAGCUCUCAUCUCAAAGCUCACAAACGGACCCAUACCGGCGAGAAGCCGUACGAAUGCACGUGGGAGGGGUGUACGUGGAAAUUCGCUCGAAGCGACGAGUUGACCCGACAUUACAGGAAGCACACGGGACAGAAACCCUUCCAGUGUCGACUGUGUCAAAGAUCUUUCUCGCGCUCUGAUCAUCUUUCUUUGCACAUGAAAAGACACUGACAGCUCCACGCAGCAGCUUGCUUUGUGAUAUGUGAUUUAUUGAAUCCCUUCCCCCCCCCCCCCCUUAUUCCAUGUUCUAUGCCUGCCCCACUCCUUUUCCAGUUCAAGUUUUGCUGGCAUGAUUCAAAGUCUUGAACAAGAAUUGAUUAUUCUUUGCACCUUCCCGUUGACCCA
Messenger RNA from Darwinula stevensoni, 678 nucleotides. NCBI's taxonomy places the organism in Eukaryota, Metazoa, Arthropoda, Ostracoda, Podocopida, Darwinulidae. The record is from the annotation of a GenBank genome assembly.